Molecule: messenger RNA, 483 nt
Organism: Hyalella azteca
Lineage: Eukaryota; Metazoa; Arthropoda; Malacostraca; Amphipoda; Hyalellidae
Product: neuronal acetylcholine receptor subunit alpha-6
Exons: 4
Biological process (GO): nervous system process; monoatomic ion transmembrane transport; signal transduction
Cellular component (GO): synapse; membrane; neuron projection
Molecular function (GO): extracellular ligand-gated monoatomic ion channel activity; transmembrane signaling receptor activity; neurotransmitter receptor activity
Source: RefSeq, a predicted model, not a curated record
UACUGGAAGGACCAGCACCUGCGCUGGACGCCUGCCGAGCACGAGGGCAUCCAGCAGGUUCACCUGGACCCCAGCGACCUCUGGAUGCCGGACCUGGCGCUCUACAACAGGGUUGGGGGGGACGUGGCCCCCACGUGGGGGGCGGCGCCCCUGCUGGUCAAGAGCGACGGUACAGUCAUGUGGUUCCCUCCUUCAUACUUCAAGGUGCCCUGUGCGCUGGACCUGGCGCUGUGGCCCAGAGACACCCACAACUGUACAGUCAGCCUGGGCAGCUGGGCACACUACGGGGCCCAGCUAGACCUGGUCCUCAUGGGGAACAAUAGCGGGGUGGUGAUGGGGGAGCUGCACCAGGGCCCCCAGUGGGAGGUGGUGGGUGUGGUGGGUGCCCGCAACACCCACAUCGACCUCACCAUCGUCUUCACCGUCACCCGCCGCGCCAGCCAACACGCUGCUUACAUUAAUACGUCCAUGAUGGGUGUGUGA